AUCGGCGUCCUCCAAGUUUGUCCUCUCUAUAACGUUACAUCUUUGGAGAAAGCUGGAGUCGGAUAUAGCAAAACCGCUGAAUCUGUUCUUGCGGCAAGAUACUGUAGCCUAAAUGCGCUCACCCCGGCAAUUUUUGCUAAAUGGGUGAUUACGGUUUCGCCCUGCAGUCUGCUUUCCCCAGAUAUACCAGUUGCAAUAAUAACAUCCCGGCGUUUUCUCCGACCAAGCACUAUAGCAGCACGACGAGUGUGGUUUAUGAUAUCCUCAAUAAUAAUUCGUCUUUGUUUUUCCCCGUUGCAGCUCAGCAAACCAUGCAGGAUGAUUUACUGAUGGACAAAAGCAAAACUCAGCCUCACCAGCAAGAUCCAACAAACGUAGACCCUCCUUCUAUCCCGACCCCCUCAUUGGAAACCCCAACCUCGGAGGAGAGUCCGUCGAGUGUGACUAACCAAGCACCCUGCGCUCAAAACAACAAAGAGAAAGUACCGAUGGAGUCGCCGAUCCUGCCGGGGUUGAGCUUUCAUCAGCCGCAGGAGACCGGUGGCACCUCCUUGUCCCCAUCAUUUGGUAGCACUUGGUCUACUGGAACCACGAACACCGUGGACGAUAGUUAUUUUCAAGGAAUACCAUCGGUUAAUGGGACUAUGCUUUUUCAAAAUUUCCCACACCACGUUAACCCGGUUUACGGAGGAAAUUUUUCACCACAGAUUGGUUUGGCACAAUCACCGCACCACCACCAACAACAGCAAGCACAGCAACAGCAGCAGCCCCAGCAGAGGAGGUCUCCUGUUAGUCCCAGCCAAGCCUCUUUCCCCCAGAGAAACGCAUACAGUCACCAGACCGUCAUGAACAGCAAGGCUUCGGCGUCCUCUGCGUCUUCGUCAGCAUGGAAUAACCACCAGAACGCACCUUGGAGCACAGGCUCCAAUCCCUGGAGCGGGCUCCAGGCAGGCAGGGACCCACGGAGAGCGGUGGGAGUCGGUGUUGGGGUGGGGGUCGGUGUCGGGGUGCCGUCUACCCUCAAUCCUAUCUCCCCGAUGAAAAAGCCCUAUCCGAGCAACGUCAUUGCACCUCCGAAAUUUCCCAGACCUGGUCCCAUGACCCCUAAGUCUUGGAUGGAAGACAAUGCCUUUAGGACAGACAACAGCAACAAUAUGCUACCUUUUCAGGACCGGAAUCGGCCCUUUGAUCCAUUUAACUUGCAAACUUUGGAGAAUUCCUUAAUGGAUAUGAUAAGGACUGAUCACGACAAAGGACGCAUGGGUUUGAAUUUUCCGCACCCAGCAGCUGACCACAUCAUGCCUCUGAACACCAGGAGCUAUGGCCGCAGAAGAGGUCGUUCCUCACUGUUUCCUUUUGAAGAUGGCUUCCUUGACGACGGCCACGGCGACCCUUCCCUGACGCCAGGGAUGAGCUCUCCGACGCGUUGCCAGAACGGAGAGAGGAUGGAGCGAUACUCCAGGAAGGUGUUUGUCGGAGGGUUGCCCCCCGACAUCGAUGAAGAUUACAACAGUUUCCGUCGCUACGGACACCUAGUGGUGGACUGGCCCCACAAAGCCGAGAGCAAGUCCUACUUUCCACCAAAGGUAACAGGCUACGCCUUCCUGCUGUUCCAGGAGGAGUCUUCAGUCCAGGCCCUCAUCGACGCCUGCAUCGAGGAGGAUCAGAAGCUCUACCUGUGUGUCUCAAGUCCCACCAUCAAAGAUAAACCGGUCCAGAUCCGCCCCUGGAACCUGAGCGACAGUGACUAUGUGAUGGACGGAUCACAGCCGCUCGACCCGCGGAAAACCAUUUUUGUUGGCGGGGUCCCACGACCUCUUCGUGCAGUGGAAUUGGCCAUGAUCAUGGACCGGCUGUAUGGAGGUGUGUGUUACGCUGGCAUUGACACUGACCCGGAGCUCAAGUACCCCAAGGGGGCGGGCCGUGUGGCCUUCUCCAAUCAGCAGAGCUACAUCGCCGCAAUCAGUGCCCGAUUCGUCCAACUGCAGCACAACGAUAUUGACAAGCGGGUGGAGGUGAAGCCCUACGUCUUGGACGACCAGAUGUGUGAUGAGUGCCAGGGGGCACGCUGCGGGGGCAAGUUUGCGCCCUUCUUCUGUGCCAAUGUCACCUGCCUGCAGUACUACUGCGAGUACUGCUGGGCCAGCAUCCACUCCCGCGCCGGCCGCGAGUUCCACAAGCCCCUGGUCAAGGAGGGGGGCGACCGGCCCCGCCACGUGUCCUUCCGCUGGAGCUGAUGGGUGGGGGGGGUCGUUAGAGACAGACCUGCCCCCCCCAUUCCCCAGAGCCCAGAUAGAUGCCCCAUCACCCCACCUGCCCCCGUCCUCCCCCUUCCCCCCAGUUUCCAACCCAGUGACCCACUCAGUCAGCUCCCCAGUCAUCCACACCCUAUUCACCUCUACUGACCUCCUCCAUCAUAACCACCAAAUCAACCACCCCAAAUACAUGGGUCUUUUUAAAAUUCCUUAACUUUUUUUUUGUUUUGGUUUCAUUUUUUUUAAGAAAUAAUGCAGUUUCAAUGCUCUUAAAGUUUUGCCCAGUGUUUGGUUUUGUAAUAGAUUCAAAACAAAACAAAAAAGGACUAAACCGACAACAAAAAAAAAAGAAUCGUGACCGUUUAGCCGCUCAGAAAAUGCACUUUUGCACGUCAGCCCAAACAGACCAUCCUCAUGUUAGACAGUCCUUCAGACCCGGUUCUAUAUCUG
Clupea harengus (Atlantic herring) is the source of this 2705-nucleotide messenger RNA. It is a transcript of the gene cpeb3, whose product is annotated as cytoplasmic polyadenylation element binding protein 3. Gene Ontology annotation, cellular component: nucleus; cytoplasm; neuron projection. Gene Ontology annotation, biological process: negative regulation of cytoplasmic translation. Gene Ontology annotation, molecular function: mRNA regulatory element binding translation repressor activity; translation factor activity, RNA binding; mRNA 3'-UTR binding. The transcript is spliced from 10 exons. The record is from RefSeq and is a predicted model, not a curated record. The coding region runs from base 141 to 2237 and encodes 698 amino acids. Lineage: Eukaryota; Metazoa; Chordata; Actinopteri; Clupeiformes; Clupeidae.